Molecule: messenger RNA, 309 nt
Organism: Cordyceps fumosorosea ARSEF 2679
Lineage: Eukaryota; Fungi; Ascomycota; Sordariomycetes; Hypocreales; Cordycipitaceae
Product: Ethyl tert-butyl ether degradation EthD
Exons: 2
Coding region: 1-309 (102 amino acids)
Molecular function (GO): oxidoreductase activity
Source: RefSeq, a predicted model, not a curated record
AUGGCCACCUUCAACGUCCUCUACCCCUCCGGUCCUGACUUUGACCUAGACUACUAUCUGAACCACCACUUUACCAUUGUCGAAGAGAACUGGAAGCCCCUCGGCCUGCAGAGCUGGGAGGUCAUCGUGCUCGAACCCGGCCAAAAGUACCAGAUCCAGGCGAUCCUCAGGUGGGACUCGCUCGAGUCGGUGGCCAAGGCGACGGCGGGCGAGGCCGCGGCCAAGGUGUUUGCGGACGUUCCCAAGUUCACGGCGGCGAAGCCGGACGUUGUGUUUGGUGGCAAGACGGGUGGAAAGAGCUUGCUGUGA